AUGCUGUCAAGCCACGCCCAGCUGGGCCUGUCUGUUUCCGUCAUUACCUUCCUGAUUGGCCUGCCGGCCAAUGCUCUGGCGUUCUACACCUUCAGCCGGAAGCUCCGGCAGAAGCCCGCGCCCAUCGACGUCCUGCUGCUCAACCUCACCGUCUCCGACCUCGUCUUCCUCGUCUUCCUCCCCUUCAAGAUGAAGGAGGCGGCGGACGACAUGAUGUGGAACAUGCCCCACUUCCUGUGCCCGCUGACGGUGUUCGUCUUCUACUCCACCAUCUACAACAGCACCUUCAUCCUGACGGCGGUGAGCGUGGAGCGCUACCUGGGCGUGGCCUUCCCCAUCCGGUACAAGCUGAACCGCCGGCCCCUGUACGCCGUGGCGGUGAGCGUCUUCUUCUGGGUCCUGUCCUCCUUCAACCUGAGCUUCGUGUACAGCAUACUAUACUACAACCCGGCCAACGCCAGCGACCACAGCGCCCCCUCUGGCUGCUACCGGGACUUCUCGUCGGAGCAGCUGCGGGUGCUCCUGCCCGUCCGGCUGGAGCUCUGCCUCCUGCUGUUCGGCGUCCCCUUCCUGGUCUCCUGCUUCUGCUACGUCAACUUCAUCCGCAUCCUGUCCCGGCGGCCCCGCAUCGGCCGGCGGCGGCGCCUGCGGGCCAUCGGCCUGGCGCUGGGCACGCUGCUGGUCUUCGCCCUCUGCUUCGGGCCCUACAACGCCUCGCACCUGGCGGGCUUCGCGGCGGGUGCUAGCCCGCCCUGGCGCCACAUCGCCCUGCAGUUCAGCACCUUCAACGCCUGCCUGGACCCCCUCAUCUUCUACUUCUCCUCCUCCGCCGUUAGGAGCCUGUUCAACCGCUGCCUGACCGGGCUGCUGGGGAGGCUCCGCCUCCCGCCCUGUGGCAGGCCUCGCUGCUGCUGCCCCCUGCUGGAGCCCUCCGGUACUGACAUAUGCAAAGACCCAAGCCCCAAUGAGGGGGAAUGA
Molecule: messenger RNA, 978 nt
Organism: Anguilla rostrata (American eel)
Lineage: Eukaryota; Metazoa; Chordata; Actinopteri; Anguilliformes; Anguillidae
Product: free fatty acid receptor 2-like
Exons: 1
Coding region: 1-978 (325 amino acids)
Biological process (GO): cellular response to fatty acid; G protein-coupled receptor signaling pathway
Cellular component (GO): plasma membrane
Molecular function (GO): G protein-coupled receptor activity
Source: RefSeq, a predicted model, not a curated record